Microthlaspi erraticum is the source of this 777-nucleotide messenger RNA. NCBI's taxonomy places the organism in Eukaryota, Viridiplantae, Streptophyta, Magnoliopsida, Brassicales, Brassicaceae. The record is from the annotation of a GenBank genome assembly.
AUGCGCUACGCCAUCCUCGCCGGCGGGAAACGGGUGAGACCGAUACUCUGCCUCGCCGUCUGCGAGCUAGUCGGCGGAGAAGAGCGUCUGGCGAUUCCGGCGGCUUGUUCGGUCGAGAUGAUUCACACGAUGUCACUCAUCAAAGACGAUCUUCCUUGCAUGGACAACGACGAUCUCCGACGAGGCAAACCCACAACACACAAAGUCUUCGGAGAAAACGUCGCCAUUCACUCCGGCUACGCGCUCUUGACUCUAGCUUUCGAGCGUCUUACGGAAGCUGACGUGUCGUCGGAGAGAAUUGUUCGAACGGUUAAGGAACUGGCUAAGGCUAUUGGAACCAAAGGGCUCGUCGCAGGACAAGCGAUGGAUCUAAGCAGUGAAGGGUCGGGCCAAAACGACGUCGGCUUAUUAGAGAAGCUCGAGUUUAUUCACGUUCAUAAAACCGGUUCGUUGCUCGAAGCAUCGGCGGUUAUCGGAGGUGGGUCGGAGGAAGAGAUCGAGAAAGUUAGAAACUUUGCGAGGUGUAUUGGAUUGUUGUUUCAGGUGGUUGAUGAUAUUUUGGAUGUGACCAAGUCGUCGGCGGAAUUGGGGAAAACCGCCGGGAAAGAUCAGAUCGCCGGAAAGCUGACGUAUCCGAAAGUGUUGGGUCUUGAAAAAUCGAAAGAGUUUGUUGUGAGAUUGAAGAACGAUGCGAAAGAACAUCUUAAAGGGUUUGAUUCGGAGAAAGUGAAACCUUUGAUAGUUCUUACAAACUUCAUUGCCAACAGAAAUAACUGA